Messenger RNA from Monopterus albus (swamp eel), 702 nucleotides. Its product is annotated as transcription factor HES-2-like. Gene Ontology annotation, molecular function: protein dimerization activity; DNA binding. Gene Ontology annotation, biological process: regulation of DNA-templated transcription. Lineage: Eukaryota; Metazoa; Chordata; Actinopteri; Synbranchiformes; Synbranchidae. The transcript is spliced from 4 exons. The record is from RefSeq and is a predicted model, not a curated record. The coding region runs from base 1 to 702 and encodes 233 amino acids.
AUGACGCACGAAGACCGACGCCUCAGACCUGGAUAUAUACCGCAGCCCCUAACCGUUAGAAACACAUCUUCCCUUAUUUCUGCUUUGGACACUUUUCAGACACUCACAUUGUCUCCAAACAUGAUGUGUGAAGCUCGCCAGUCUUUUUCUCCAAGGUUAACUGUGGCCAAAAGAAGAGAGGCUCUUGAGCUCAGAAAGACUAUGAAACCUUUGAUGGAAAAAAGAAGGCGGGCCCGCAUCAACGACAGCCUGAACCACCUGAAAAACCUCAUCCUUCCUCUCACAGGCAGAUAUAAGACUUGUUACUCCAGGCUUGAGAAAGCCGACAUCCUGGAGAUGACUGUGAGGUUCCUCAGCGACAUUCCCCCAGUUAAAACCAAAGAUUCCGCAGACAGCUACAGAGAAGGCUACAAAGCCUGCCUCCAGCGCGUCUCUGCUCUGCUUCCCAAAACGAGUAUGGAUCAAGACGCGUGCCAGCGGGUGAACGACUUCAUGCAGCAGUCCAUGAUCGCCAAUGUCACCCCAGCCUGUCUGAACUGCUACGCUCAUAAGUCCAGGACUUUCCCCGAGGUUCAACAGAGACUCCAGAGCCUCAAAUCCAGCGUCAGACUGGAGAGCCAGUCAUGCAACACCAGCAGCGGAGCCGCCGGUGCGCAUCCAGGCCUACAGCCUGUCUGCUCGGGUAUGUGGAGACCUUGGUAG